AACCUCUUGAAAACCGCAGUGCAAAAUGAGGAAGUAAGGGACUGUUCUAAACUGAGUGCAAAGAACUAGUCUUUCUUUUUGUUUCUUGCCUACUUUUCUCAUCGUGCUGUUCUAAUGGCAGCAGUAUAAAAUUAGGUGGAUUGAUUGAAUCCUGACACAUGAAGUUUUUAUUUUUUCAGACUAGAAAGCCUUUUCUUUGGUACUAAUUUUGAGCUUAUUUGGAAUACCACUUUUGGCUUUUUCCAACCGGAAAUAAAUCAAUUCAAACUUCUUGGUGUCCUCAUCUGCAAAAGAGCAAAAAAUAAUACAAUGGAACCAGACUUUCUCACUGCUUUUGCACAGCCCAGUGCACUUCAUCAUUCGCCACCUAAGAAUGACAUUGUUCAAGGAGAAAAGAGGAAAUUAAUAAAUCCUACAUCCUGCAAUAAUGCUAAGUUGGAAGAACUACAAAUGCUCUUGAUGGAUUGGAUUAACACAACCCUGAAAGAGGAACACAUCAUAGUAAAAAGCCUGGAAGAAGACCUGUUUGAUGGGCUGAUACUUCAUCAUCUCUUGGAAAAACUAGGAUCUCUCAGGCUGGAUGUUGAGAAGAUGGCACUGACGGAAAAAAAACAGAAACAUAAACUUGCUGUUAUUCUGGAAGCUGUGGGCCAGUGUUUACAACUAGAAGAGAGCCAGCUGAAAUGGAGUGUUGAUUCUAUCUUCCAGAAGGACUUACUGAGCACAUUAUAUCUUCUGAUUGCAAUAGCAAAGCACUUCCAACCUGAUCUGCCUAUCCCUUCAAAUAUUAGUGUGGAAGUAAUAAUCAUUGAGCGUACCUUAACAGGAUUGAGGACAGAAAAUGCAGUGGAAUAUAUCACGGAGAAUAGAGAGAAUUUAGAAGGCCAGUCAAAAGCUGAUGCCUUUGAUGAAUUAUUCGCACUUGCACCGGACAAACUGGAUGCUGUGAAAAAGGUGCUUUUGCAAUUUGUCAACAAGCAUGUUGGAAAAUUAGGAUUAAACGUGAAAGAUGCUGACUCUCAGUUUGCAGAUGGAGUUAUCUUGCUUUUGUUAAUUGGACAACUUGGGGGGUAUUUCCUGAAUUUAAGGGAGUUCUUCCUGAACCCAGACUGUGCUACGGAAAUGCUUCACAAUGUUAACCUUGCAGUGGCUUUGCUGACAGAUGGAGGUCUUCUAGAUUUUCCUGUCAAUGCUGAAGAUAUUGUGAACAGAGAUAUGAAGACUACAUUGCAUGUUUUGUACUGCUUGUAUUCCAAAUACAAGACCAAAGAAACAUGAAGAGUGAAACCAAGAGCUAGAUUUUCUUGCUAGUAUAUGCUGGGUUUAAUUUUCAGUCCCUAGCUAUGUGUUUGCCACUUUGCACAUGCGCACACCCUGUAUGACACUUGUUGCAUUAAUAUGCUUUGAAAAGUGUGUAUGCUUGCAAAGUUGCAGUUAUAUAACUUGUGCUAUCUAUAAUAUAAAUGUGUGUGCACGUGCGUAUUCAGGGGCCAGUGUUUUCUGCUGUUCCUUGGCUGUGAAUUUUGCCACAGAAACAGAAUCCACCCCUUGCUUCGUCUAAGGCCCCAAAAUGCUGUGAAGACUUGUCAAUGUGCUACCCCAGCCCCUGGCUGCAACACCUCACCCUUUUAUCAGUGAGGGAGCUGGAAGUCAUUUUUAGAACUUCGCACCUGUACUUGCACUGAGGUUGCUGCAGCACCAUGAUGGAGUUGAAGUCCAUGGAUAGAUUCCAAGGGGGCUUGAAGUCCAUAGUCUAAUAACUCCUGUACUACAUUUUCAGGCAGGAUGAUGAGAUUAAUAAUUUUAAAAAAUGGCUAGCGGUAUGAAACUUGACAAGGCAUGAAAUGUUUGAAAAAACCUGCUUGCCUCUUAAAAUACGUUUACACUGGAGAGACUAUGCAGGCCAUCCACUGUACAGUAUUGUGGAUUUCCCCGGUCCUCCAUACCUCCUAAAAAACCAUGAAAGAGCCCCCUUAUUUGCCCUUUAAUCUAACACAACAUUGUGGCCUGCUCCAGCCCUCUUCUCCCUGCAACUCUUGUGCACCUACUUAUGGCCAGCCUGAAUACUAGUCUCUGCACUAUCUAAGUGCAAGGGGAGAGGCUAACAUGACUCCACCUUCCCCCUUACAAGGGUGCAUGGGAGGGUGGGUGGGGUGUGGCUCAUUCUAUCCCAGUAACACUCAGAGUCCAGCACUGACGGGAGUUUAUACUGAAACCUUUUUGUAGCUGCCACUUCUGAGUUUGCUCUUGUGGGGCACACAACCUGUAUUGGGACUAUACGGGAUACCUAUUCUGUACAAUACCUCCAGCAGCUGCCACUAAGGUAUGCACCCCCGCAAUCCCCACCCUAAUGUAGUUGUGGCUGCAAAAGCCACAUUCCUCUCCUUUAACUGCCACCCUGGUGUUUAAGUCCUAGGCCCUUUGAGGCUUUCUUCAGCUUCAUUUGACCUUAAAGUUAUUUUAAAUUUGCAUUUCAUGUAUAUUUGGCUUUGAAAAAUUAUAAUUAUGCAAAGCUACUAAAGGAGAGAGUUCCGCAAACCGCUAUGAACAUCAUAAUCCCAUUUGCAUUGAUGCUAAUUAUCAAGAUACAUUUUACAAAGGAAAAUCCAAUGUCUGGCGCCAACAAGUUAUCAAAAAAGAGCACCCUGCUUCAAUAGCAAAAGUUAAUUAAAUCAGCUAUUCCAAAAGAUUCAUAUCUGACGUACAUUCUUAGGGUUAUCUCAUGUAUGAAUCUCUGUAGAUAUCUUGUUUUGUUCUCCUGAUGGGCUCCAAACAUCUAAUGAAGGGGAAGAUCUUAAAAGUUUGUGUUCUUUAUUCACUGAUACGUUUACCGGAACAUUACAUGAAGAUUAGAACACAGCUAGAUUACUGAGGAUACAGAAAUAGAAUGUCCAUCACAGAGGGAUUUAAUGACUCUGGGGACUGGUACUAUGGUAUAGGCACAGCCUUUUGCCAUUAGGUAAUUGGUUAGAAUCCAGCCCAUGUUGCUAGUGACUGGAAGUCAUUACUAGAUGAUGUAUUUUUAGUGGCCUAUGGUCACAUAAACACCACCCAAUACCGGAAACCUACUGACCACUAUACUUGCCUACAUGCCUCCAGCUUGGUUGUCUACAGCCAAGCCCUAAGAUACAACAGAAUUUGCUCCAAUCCCUCAGACAGAGACAAACACCUACAAGAUCUUUAUCAAGCAUUCUUAAAACUACAAUACCCACCUGGGGAAGUGAGGAAACAGAUUGACCGAGUGAGACAGGUACCCAGAAGUCACCUACUGCAGGACAGGCCCAACAAGAAAAAUAACAGAACACCACUGGCCAUCACAUACAGCCCCCAGCUAAAACCUCUCCAGCACAUCAUCAACGAUCUACAACCUAUCCUGGAAAACAAUCCCUCACUCUCAUAGAACUUGGGAGGCAGGCCAGUCCUCGCUUACAGACAGCCCCCCAACCUGAAGCAAAUACUCACCAGCAACCACACAACAGAACCACUAACCCAGGAACCUACCCUUGCAACAAAGCCCGUUGCCAACUGUGUCCACAUAUCUAUUCAGGGGACACCAUCACAGGGCCUAAUCACAUCAGCCACACUAUCAGAGGCUCGUUCACCUGCACAUCUACCAAUGUGAUAUAUGCCAUCAUGUGCCAGCAAUGCCCCUCUGCCAUGUACAUUGGCCAAACCAGACGGUUUCUACGUAAAAGAAUAAAUGGACACAAAUCAGACCUCAUGAAUGGUAACAUACAGAAGCUAGUAGGAGAACACUUCAAUCUCCCCGGUCACUCAAUAACAGAUUUAAAAGUAGCCAUACUUGAACAAAAAAACUUCAGAAACAGACUUCAAAGAGAAACUGCAGAACUAAAAUUCAGUUGCAAAUUUAACACCAUUAAUUUUGGCUUGAAUGGGGACUGGGAGUGGCUGGCUCACUACAAAAGCAACUUUCCCUCUCUUGGAAUUGACACCUCAUGAUCAAUUAUUGGGAGUGGACUACAUCCACCCUGAUUGAACUGGCCCUGUCAACACUGGUUCUCCACUUGUGAGGUAACUCCCUUCUCUUCAUGUGUCAGUAUAAUAAUGCCUACAUCUGUAAUUUUCACUCCAUGCAUCUGAAGAAGUGGGUUUUCUACCCACGAAAGCUUAUGCUUAAAUAAAUCUGUUUGUCUUUAAGGUGCCACCGGACUCCUUGUUGUCUAUGUUAAAUGAGUUGGUGAUCUCAGUCCAAUUCCUAGCUAGGCAGUAGUCCAUAUCACACAAAUAACCCUUUCCUACUUUUUACAGACCCUUUCCUACUUUUAACAUCCCUAUUUUACAGACGGAGAAAAUGAAGCACAGAAAGGUUAGCAAGUUAGUGCAGAGCCAAGAAUAUGAUCCAUAAGUGCUGGCUCACAAUCCCUUUCUCCAGAAAGCACACCUUCAAACUUUCCCUUUUCCUUUCUCCAAAACAUGUCUGUCCAUUAACCAUGCCCCCUCCAUCACCAGAUCAAGAGUGCAAUUCCCACAGCUGAUCACAUAAAAGCUCUUCAAAUGUGUUACUCUGAAAUGAAUGAAGAAUGCUUGAAAAUUGGAGAUGGUCCUGAUUUUGGAACAUUUUGUGCUCUUUUCGUAAAGGGGAAGUUCCAAUAAAUAAUGUAAUGGAACGGAAGGUAGGGCUGUGGGAAGGCAUAUAUUUAGAUUUCAUCUCAUAGCAUUUAAAAUCUUGUGGUUAGAUCCUCAGCUAGUGUAAAUAAAUACAGCUCUUUUGAGGACAAUGGAUCGAUUUAUGCCAGAUACCUAUCUAGCUCCUGAAUAGGUGGAUGGACUAUGCUCUCCUUUCCACCUCAAGUUCUCGUAAGCCCUUUUGUAAUGAGUAAUCUUUUAUUUUUAUUUUUGAUGUAUGUUUUCAAAAGGAUGACAACUAAUGUAGUUGAAUCAGUAACUUUAAAAUAGAGACUGAAAAAUGAAUAUUUUAAUGUGUCUUUCACACUUUAAGCCAAUUCAUAAUGUGCGUGAUGUCUUGAAUAAGCAUAUGUCUGAUUAUAAAAAGCCUAUGUCUGAUUCGUAAAGCAUACUUUAGAAUUUUAGUAAUCCAUUAGACAGCCACCCACUCCAUAAUUUCCAAUAGAAAUAUGUACAAGUGCACUACUUAUGUAUGGGACACAGUCAUAGAUUUGUCAUAGAUUGAUUAGUAAAUACAGAAUGACCGUGCUAAAGCACAUAUUCCAUCAGCAUGGAACUGGGGAAAAGAGAGUUAUUUAUUAUUAUUCUAAGAUGUUAUUUGUGCCUGGCACAACCAGUGACAGACUUGCUCUCUUUUUUCUCUUAUGAUUAUCAGUCAAUAAAAGAAAAAUAAGCCUGUUUGUUCUGUAUUUACUGGCAAAUCUAUCAUGACAUUUUAAGUAUACCAUGACAUGUCCAUAUUGGGGCAUUAAUUUGCCUUGCCAUAUAAUUAAAUAUACAAAUGUAACUCUCCUGUAAUUUUUAAAUCCUAGAAAUUAAGUAUUCCCUGAGGGGAGAAUUGGAUGUGCUACUAGAAUUCUAAUCUAUUCUGUUUUCAUUACACCAUAUAAGUAGGCAUAUAAAUUGAAUUAUGAUGGAUUGAAGACUGGCAAGUACUUCUAAGGAGCCAAUGGCUCUGAGUGUAUCAAAUAAUUUUAGAAGACA
This is a messenger RNA of Chelonia mydas (Green sea turtle), 5631 nucleotides long. RefSeq names its product parvin gamma (gene PARVG). Gene Ontology annotation, biological process: cell projection assembly; establishment or maintenance of cell polarity; substrate adhesion-dependent cell spreading. The record is from RefSeq and is a predicted model, not a curated record. NCBI's taxonomy places the organism in Eukaryota, Metazoa, Chordata, Testudines, Cheloniidae. Gene Ontology annotation, molecular function: actin binding. The transcript has 13 exons. Gene Ontology annotation, cellular component: actin cytoskeleton; focal adhesion; cytoplasm. The coding region runs from base 310 to 1278 and encodes 322 amino acids.